Limulus polyphemus (Atlantic horseshoe crab) is the source of this 4480-nucleotide messenger RNA. It is a transcript of the gene tst, whose product is annotated as helicase SKI2W-like. Gene Ontology annotation, cellular component: Ski complex. The record is from RefSeq and is a predicted model, not a curated record. Bases 168 to 4013 code for a protein of 1281 amino acids. The transcript is spliced from 24 exons. NCBI's taxonomy places the organism in Eukaryota, Metazoa, Arthropoda, Merostomata, Xiphosura, Limulidae. Gene Ontology annotation, molecular function: ATP binding; RNA binding; RNA helicase activity. Gene Ontology annotation, biological process: nuclear-transcribed mRNA catabolic process, 3'-5' exonucleolytic nonsense-mediated decay.
AAAUGUGCUGUAUUGAAGUGAUUGUUGGAAGUGUAUGUUUAUACUAAUAUAUUGGUUUUUACAUUACAGUUUGUUUUUAUUUAUGCUACUGACUAACUUUGUGCUGAUUUUGGUUUCAAAUAUAACCUGUGAUUUAUAAUACUGAUCCCUUCAAAGAGAAAAGAAGAAUGGCUGAUGUUCUCAGCAUCGAAGAUUUACUCUCAUUUGACUUAGAAAUUGUGGAGCUUGGGUCCACUGGGAAAGUAGACAUACAACGAAAAGAUCAAGAAUCCCCUCCUGUACCAAAGUCAACACUUCCUUUUGGACCCCCUCCACUAUUAUCAGACUUCAAGACUCAAUUAUUGGAAUUUCUAGAUCAUGCAGAGAAACUUCCUAUUCAUCAUGUUGACCAUGUUCAAAAGUUUAUUCCACGAAAACCUAACGUUGCAUCUUUAUAUUCUUUGGACUUGGAACCACUACAGACUUCUCUACAAGUAGACAGAGAUCCCACCACUGGUCAGUUGUUGGGCUUUAAAGAGGUAAAAACUGAAGAACAAGGAGCCACGGCAAAAAACUCUAUGUCCUUGCAGCGAGCUCCAGGCCCUCCAUCUGAAGCUGUUCGUGGAAGCUCGACUAAUAUCCCUUUCUGGCCAGGAGGAAUGGAUGAGCCAAGCAUGGAGAUGUUAAAAGCUGCUACAAAACAAGAAGAUAUUGAUUUUGACAGAGGAUUACUGUCAGUGCCACCUGGUUUCAAGGAUGGAAUGACUUUUGAAAAACCUGAACUACCAGAGUCAGAAACAGACACAAGUACAAAAGAAGUACAAAUUUUGAAACUAAUGGAUAUCAUGUCCAUAGACGAUGAUUGGGACCUGCAAGCUUGUGUUACUGAUACCUUCAAAAAAACUCGAGAAGAAGAGAUUCAAGAACCAAAAAAAGUUACAAUAGAAGCUGUUUCAGUAAAAGAAGAAGAAGUCUGGGAAGAAAUUAUAGAAAAGAAACCUUUGUCAGUUACACUGAAAAUCGAAGAUGUACCUUCGGUCAAAGAAACGCUUCAUUCAAGCUCAUCAGAGUGGGCUACCAUGGUGAACAUAUCUGAUGCUGUAACAGAUUUUGACAAGAAAAUUCCCAACAUGGCCCGAACAUGGGAAUUUGAUCUUGAUAAUUUCCAAAAACAAGCCAUUCUUCACUUAGAAAACCAUGAGAGUGUCUUUGUGGCUGCUCACACCUCUGCAGGGAAAACUGUCGUAGCUGAAUAUGCUAUUGCGCUUUCAGAAAAACACAUGACGAAGACAGUGUACACAUCUCCUAUCAAGGCUUUGUCUAACCAAAAGUUCCGUGACUUUCGAGAAACAUUUAAGGAUGUUGGACUUAUUACGGGUGACUUACAAAUAAAGCCUGAAGCUAGUUGCUUGAUUAUGACUACAGAAAUUUUGAGAUCUAUGCUUUACAAUGGGUCAGAUAUAAUCAGAGAUUUGGAAUGGGUCAUAUUUGAUGAAGUUCACUACAUCAAUGAUGCUGAGCGAGGAGUUGUGUGGGAGGAGGUUCUGAUCAUGUUACCUGAUCAUGUUGAGUUGAUUCUACUAAGUGCCACUGUACCUAAUACAAUGGAGUUUGCAGACUGGAUUGGACGUACCAAAAAAAAGAAAAUCUAUGUUAUCAGCACACUUAAGAGGCCGGUGCCUUUGGAACACUAUCUCUACACUGGAAGUGGAGGAAAAUCGCGAGAUGAAAAAUUCUUGAUUGUUGAUGAAAAUAGCAAAUUCUCAACCAAGGGAUACCAAGCAGCUGUCAAUGCCAAAAAUGAGAGAGCCAGUAAAUUCCAACAAACCAGAGGUCCCAAGGGGCCAAGACAGAAUGUCAUGCCUCAGCAGGAGAAGAACACAUACAUUGCUUUAAUAAAUCAUCUUACCAAAUUGGAGAAGCUUCCAGUUGUGUGCUUUACCUUGUCACGUAAUCGUUGCGACAACAAUGCAUUCCUGUUGUCUAGUGUCGACCUAACUACUGCUCGAGAGAAGGGGGAAAUACACUCAUUUGUUGACAUUUGUGUAAAGCGAUUGAAAGAAGCAGAUCGACGCUUACCUCAGGUGUUGCAUAUGAGAGAACUCCUAAAACGUGGACUUGGGGUCCAUCACAGUGGAAUUCUGCCAAUAUUGAAAGAGGUUGUAGAGAUGCUGUUUCAGAAAGGGUUGGUCAAGCUUUUAUUUGCUACGGAAACUUUUGCCAUGGGUGUUAAUAUGCCAGCAAGAACAGUAGUGUUUGACUCAAUUCGGAAGCAUGAUGGAAAAACAUUUCGUGAUCUUCUGCCUUCAGAAUACAUCCAGAUGGCAGGACGAGCAGGCCGUAGAGGUCUGGAUUCAACAGGAACUGUGAUCAUUCUGUGUAAAGGGGAUGUUCCAGAAAUGUCUGACCUGUAUAAAAUGAUGUUGGGAAAGCCCACUAAACUGGAGUCUCAGUUUCGAGUCACUUACACAAUGAUCCUGAAUUUACUAAGAGUGGAAAAGCUACGAGUGGAAGACAUGAUCAAAAAAUCAUUUGGGGAAAUUUUUUCACAAAAAAACCAAGCAAGUCACCAAGUGAAAUUGAAGUCCCUCGGUGAGCGGAUGGGAUGUCUCCCAAAACUUGACUGUGUAACCUGCAAUACUGAUAUUGAACAGUAUUAUGAAUAUCUCCAACAAUUUGAAACACUAAAACAUGAUCUUAUGAGUGUUAUCACUUCUCAUCCUCAAGGUAUAAAAGUGUUGUCUGCUGGUCGUGUUGUGGUUGUUCACACAGAACAUCAUCCAAAUGUGAUUGCUGUCAUCCUUGCCACUAACUCUGAUCCCAAGUCAAGGACUUUUACUGUGUUAGCUUUAUCAGAGCGAUCAACACAAGAAGAAAAUGAAAUUCUUUCACUGGAGUUAGCCAUCAAACGUCCAUCUUCUGUAGGGCCACCAAAGUUAAAUAGCAAUAAGCUUGAAGAGGGAGAUAAUCUUGAAGAUAGCCUGAAACCUUACUCAAGUCAUCUUUUUAAACCAGAGGGUGCACCUGGUCAAUGCUUAUUGGAUAUUAGCUCCAAAGAUCUUCAAUACAUUACUACAAAAACAAUAAAGUUAGAUCCUAAUAAGAUCAUAAUGGAUUGCAAGAAAAGACAGCAGCCUCGUUUCAGAAAUGAUCCACCAGGUCCAUCAACAAUGUCAGCAACUCAAGAAAUAGCAAAGAUUCACGUUUCUAACAUACGACAACUUCCUCGGCUCAAUCUUUUGAAAGAUCUUAGUCUACGUGAUAUUGAGCUUGUGGAACAGGUUAAGAAGUUAGAGCAAUUAGAAGGCAACUUGGACCAGUUUUUGUGUCUUAACUGUCCAAACUUUUUGGAACAUUUCAAACAUACAAAAGAAGUGAUGAAAAUAAAAAGAGAAAUUGCCAACUUGAAAUACCUACUAUCUGAAGAAAGUUUACAGUGUCUUCCAGAAUAUCGAUCAAAAAUACAGGUAUUACAAACAUUGGGAUAUGUUGAUGAAAGAAAAACGGUUAAGCUGAAAGGAAAUGUUGCCUGCGAAAUGAGUAACCAUGAACUCCUAACUACAGAGUUAAUUCUAGAAGACAUUUUGACUCCUUUAGAACCUUCUGAAAUAGCUGCUCUGUUGUCAUGUAUGGUGUUUCAACAGAAAACCGAUAAUGUGCCAAAGUUAACUAAGACUCUUGAAGAGGGAGUAAAGAAAAUCAAAGAGAUUGCUGCACGAAUAGGUCAGACUCAGAGAGAUUGUGGUCUGUUAGAACCUGUAAUGGAUUUUGUGGACCAAUACAAGUUUGGACUGACAGAAGUGGUGUAUGAAUGGGCUCGAGGAACGCCAUUUGCAAAAAUUACAGACUUGACAGAUGUUCAGGAAGGCAUUAUUGUCAGAUGCAUUCAAAGGCUGGAUGAGACUCUAAAAGAUGUGAGAAAUGCGGCAAGAAUUAUUGGUAACCCAGUCUUACAUCAAAAAAUGGUAGAGGCUUCUGACCUGAUAAAAAGGGACAUUAUAUUUGCUGCCAGUCUUUACACCCAGAAUGUGUAGUAAAAUGGUUAAACAUGUUUAUAAAACUUUUUAAGUAAAAAGCUUUAAAUAUUUAGUUUUUCGUAUGAAUUGUAACUUAAUUUAUGUAAUCAAACUCAUGGAAAAUUAUAAUUUCGAUUAUAAAAUUUUCAUUAAGUGGGAAAAGGCAAUGGAUUUCAAAUUUAAGGAGAAAUACAUUUUGUUUAAAAAUUCGAGAAUUUAAAAAUAUAUUUAAAAUUUGUUCAGUAUUCCCAUUUCGAAAGAGUUAUAUAAAGUUUAAUAAAAAGCUAUGUUGUGAAAAGGUUCUUGUAGCUCACACUAAUUUUGGCAUGAAAGGCAAAAUUCAAAAUAUUCACUUAUACCUGUUUCUACCUUGUUAUAAAAGGUAGUUUGUUCUUUUGGUUACCGUUUUAUAAAACCAGUAUCAAUUUAAUUUCAUAGCUAUCUCUAGCUUUGUAUAUUUCUGUGUAAUAAAUUGCGUUAUGAAA